UACUGCCGGUUCGACACGAGUGGGAUUGUUUAGAUUUUGGACUAUGAAACAUUUCAUCAGAUAAUUGUUUACAUAUAGAUCUAAAUCUACUUUAUAAUUGAAAAGGAUGAAGACUAUAUUGCUCAGACUUAUACACUAUUUAAUUUCUCUUGGAGAAUUUCUCCGUUAUCUUAUUUUAUUUUUGCCAGCACAAACUAUUAGUGUUUAUAAAAAGUCGUCCGCUUCAAUAGCGAACAUUCAAUCGGAUUCCAAAAAACUGAAAAAACUUCCAGCUCAUCUAGGAUUUUUGGUUGUUGAAGAUGAAUUUUCCUUCAAAGAUCUAGCCAAUAUGAUUGUCUGGUCUGUUGCACUUGGAAUUUCAUACAUUAGUGUUUAUGAUAUUAAUGGUGAAAUUAAACGCAACAGUGUUCUACUACAACAGAAUAUAGAUGCUAGUAAAGAAGAGGUUAUGGGCACAAAUAAAAAUGGUUAUGAUAUCCAGCUUUAUUCAUCGCCUGCAAGUGUUUCCCAACCGGUAAAUUCAGGUUCCUCCAAAGUUCACCAUGCCAAUGUUUAUUUACUGUGCAUUGAAGAUAGUCAUAGGAAAAUAGUUGACAUGUCUCGGCAUCUAAGCAAUAUGGUUAAUUUGGGAAUGUUUAAGCUAGAAGACAUUAGUCCUUCCAAUGUGGAUACAUUAUUUCAGGAAUCAUUGCAGUUUCCAGACCCUGAAUUGUGUAUUAAAUUUGGUUCUGUUGAUAGUUUAUUUGGUUAUCUACCUUGGCAGAUUAGACUUACAGAAAUUAUUUCCCUUCCGUCUCAUAAAGGAAUUAUUUAUAAAUCAUUCCUGUCAUCUUUAGUCCAUUAUGGAAACAUUAAUCAACGGUUUGGAAAGUAACCACUUGUGUCAGACGUGUUUGUUGUUCUUAUCAUCUGUUGCUGUGAAGGGUUAUGGCUUUGUAUGUUGACUAAGUUGUUGAUGUAAGCUGAAUUGAGGGAAAGCAGUUGGAUGGUGAUCAUUUUCUACUGUGACAGGAAGAAGUUUUCAUCAGCCAUUAAGUGCUCUGUUAUCAUGUAAAUAAGAAAAAAAUCUUGUUUAUUUUUUUUUUUGGUAAAAAUGAAAUAGGAAAGAGUAUUGUAUGCUUUUAUAUAUGAGUUAUAGUUGCUGUGUGCCAUUGUGUAAAUAAGUAAUAAUAUAAAAAAUACAGUUUAUGCUGAAUCAGCAACUAUGUUUCUUUAAGUAAGAAUCAUCCUACAGUAGUAUUAUAAAAGUUGAAGCUAGGUUUUCAAUUAAAGGUUACUGGAGUAUAUCAAUGCAAGAAUUAAUUAAUGUUUUCAGUUGAGAUUUCUGGAUUAUCAAAUGUUAAUGUAAGAAAGAUUAAUCUUUGUUUUGUUGUUAUCCUUAAGGCAUAUUUAUGUUCAAGUGUCUCGUAUUUUUUUGGUUUUGUUUUAUUAUAACUUGCUUUGAUUCUCAUAUAUGCACGUUAAGUAUGCUUGUCACAGUUCACAUUUUUAGCACUUGGUGAAAGGAACAAAACAGUUUUUUCUGUUCCAGGUUAGUUUUUGUUGUUGAUGGGUUGCAGAUGUUAUGCCACGUUUAGCAAUACAAAACAGUUCUUAAGCUAAUUUUAUGCCAAAAGAAUUUAAGCUGCCAGUUUUUGUAUAAAGCAGUGUGUCAAAAACUGUACUUUGUUCAUCAAAUAGUCCCCUUCAUGCUGAGUAAGUCCAUUCUAUUUAGAUCUCUUUAUUUUAUUCAUGCCAAUAAAGUUUAUAAUCUGCUUUUCAAAAAUCUGGAUUGAGACAUGUUUUAACAAUUUUAACUUGCUGACAAAGCAAUAAAGUUGUUUGUAUAAAAAUUUAAUAAAAGGAUUCCUUUUGCCAUUUGAGUAAAAUAAAUAUUUAAUUUUUUUUAGUUAUGUGAUAAUAUAUAAAGAAUUCUAAUUCUAUGUAGCUUUAAAAGCUGCUAUCAAAAAAAAAGGCAAGCAGUUUGAAUCAAAGAAUGACUAGAACAUACAUUAAGAUACACCACAGUUUGUGAACUCCAAAAUAAACAUUACAUGCCAUUGUCAAAUACAUACUACCCCUUGUUUUAAAUGUGUUGGGUUCUGUAUUUAUCAUCUUCAUAUACCUGGGUAUUUAAGGCUUGCCAAGCAACUGUUAAUGUUCCUUUGUUAUAUAUGUCUUGUAGAGUUCUCUGUGCUAUCUAAUUUCCUGUAAAUUGGACAUUUCUGUUCACCUAUCCUGUAUUGUUCUAUAGAAAGAAAACACUUGAUAUAUUGCUAGUUGACAACCCACACAUUUAACUAUUUCUUGUACAUUAAUUUAUAAAAUUAUUUUAUAAUUUAAGCAAUUCUAAUGUAUAUUUAUAAAAUAAUUUAUAGACAAGAAAAUUAUCUAAAUAUGCUUGUAUUGUUUACCACAUAUUAACAUUCAACUUUAUGUUGAUAGAUUGUAAUGAUCAGACCAUUUCUUUCCAUCUGUCAUUUUUACCAAAUAAAUAUGAUCUACUUGAAUGUGAAGGUUUAAAAUCAUUGUACCAUGAAUUAAUGUGUCAUUGAAUAGUAGUUCUAGUGUAUAAAAGGUUGCUAUGUCAGUUAUGUCUUUGAUGUUUUCUAAAAGCAAAUUGUGUUGGUAUCAGGAUAAUAGCUACAAAAUUGGGGGGUGGUGACAAACCUUUUUUUAAAAAUACCCACAACUACUGAGAUCGGCUUAUAAAAAUUAUUUACCUACCAAUUUUGACAAAUACAGCAACCAAAUGUGUUAUCAUAACUGAUGUCGGAUAAACUUAGUUGAACCACUGAAUAAAUAUCAAAAUAAACUAAGUCAACCUA
This is a messenger RNA of Physella acuta, 2807 nucleotides long. Its product is annotated as dehydrodolichyl diphosphate synthase complex subunit nus1. Gene Ontology annotation, molecular function: ditrans,polycis-polyprenyl diphosphate synthase [(2E,6E)-farnesyl diphosphate specific] activity. The record is from RefSeq and is a predicted model, not a curated record. Lineage: Eukaryota; Metazoa; Mollusca; Gastropoda; Physidae. Gene Ontology annotation, cellular component: endoplasmic reticulum membrane; dehydrodolichyl diphosphate synthase complex.